Messenger RNA from Acaulospora morrowiae, 422 nucleotides. The record is from the annotation of a GenBank genome assembly. NCBI's taxonomy places the organism in Eukaryota, Fungi, Glomeromycota, Glomeromycetes, Diversisporales, Acaulosporaceae.
AAGUUCAAAAUGAGAUCAAAAAGCUUGAGGAGGAUCUUCGAGUCAGACAACAAAAGGAAUUGAAUUUACUCGAGAAUCAAAGUCCAAAAGAAGAUAAUUUGACUGCAAGUAAUUCUUACAAUAAACUUUAUAAAAUCAUUGAUUCAUACUUAUCAGAAUGUUAUAAUCAUUUUCCGUCCAACAAUUUGGACGAGAAUAAGGAUUACGAUUUGGAUGACAUUACUGAUAGGUUAUUAGCAAGGUUAGAGGCUACAAAUAUCGAUGAUGAAAAAAAGACACCAGUGCAACCUAAAGUUAGCGAAAACACGAAAAAGCCGAGGACGAACAGACAACAAGAAAGAAAGAACCGAAAAGCUGCCAAAUUAGCUGAAAUGCAACGUGAAGCCGAAGAAGAUGCUAGUAAACAAGUUAAUAUGCGAGAA